Ostrinia furnacalis (Asian corn borer) is the source of this 519-nucleotide messenger RNA. It is a transcript of the gene RpL27A, whose product is annotated as ribosomal protein L27A. Gene Ontology annotation, molecular function: structural constituent of ribosome. Bases 44 to 490 code for a protein of 148 amino acids. The transcript is spliced from 5 exons. The record is from RefSeq and is a predicted model, not a curated record. Gene Ontology annotation, cellular component: ribosome; cytosolic large ribosomal subunit. Gene Ontology annotation, biological process: translation. NCBI's taxonomy places the organism in Eukaryota, Metazoa, Arthropoda, Insecta, Lepidoptera, Crambidae.
ACACUGCUCCUUCUUUUUGUAAAGUUUGACGGAUACCGAAAAUAUGGCCACCUCCAAGAAGAAGACCAGGAAGCUGAGAGGACACGUAAGCCAUGGUCAUGGCCGUAUCGGUAAGCACCGUAAGCAUCCUGGAGGUCGCGGUAACGCUGGUGGUGAACAUCACCACAGAAUCAACAUGGACAAGUACCAUCCCGGGUACUUUGGCAAACUUGGUAUGAGGAAUUUCCACUUGAGGAAAAACAAGGACUUCUGCCCCGUCCUCAACCUGGACAAACUGUGGACACUGGUGUCGGAGCAGGCUCGUCUGAAGUACGCCUCUGCCACAGACAACAAGGUCCCUGUCAUCAACAUUGUCAAGGCUGGUUACUACAAGUUACUAGGCAAAGGCAAACUUCCCAAGCAGCCUGUGAUAGUGAAAGCUAAGUUCUUCUCAAAAUCUGCAGAGAGGAAAAUCAAGGCUGUUGGAGGCGCUUGUGUAUUGUCUGCGUAAUUUAAGUGUAAAAUAAAUACAAAAAAAUA